GGUGGGGUAUGUGAUUUUCUUUUUUGACCAUUUUUUCAAAAUAACUUGAAAUCCUAUUCCUAACCCACUUACUGGCUGUAAAUUAGAAGCACUGAAAUGAAAAUUAAGCAAUUUAAUCAUCUGUGGAACGGGCAGGACUCGAAAAACUCCAGCCAAUCAUUUUCAAGACCAUCUAGAAUCAUUGGACAGAAAAUGUGUCAAUCAAACGGUCGUACCAUGCCCCCCUCCCCCCACCACCCUGGCGCGCGUGUCCCGUUCGUGCGCAUACUCAAAGCUCGUGACCCAGUAACAGGAAGCGAUUUUAUUUAUGUAUGGAGAAUAGAGCUUUUAUAGUGCUAGUGGGGUUGUUCCACAUUUCUAUGAAUCCUGUUUUGAAUAGAAGACCGCUGUACAGACGCCAGGGCUGGCGAUGUUCUUUUAUUUUUUUACAGUUAUGAGAAAAUCAGCUCUACACCUUUCAAGAGUGGUAUGCGACCCCCUCCUCCUGCUGUGUCAACAAUUUGCUCUGAAAAAUUGUCUGACAGGUGAAUGCACUGUUUGACUAGUGAGUCUAGAACACUGCGCAUCUGAGUUUUCGCUCGUGCAUGAUUGCGCGUCCAUGUUUUUCGAAUGGGUGGAGUCAGGGCCAGCGUUGGAGGAGAGAAGAGUUUCCACUCACUGUGGUUGAGCAGCGACGUGCAGCUCUCGUGUUGGAAAAGCUGAGGGAAUACCACCUGUACCUCAAGGCUGAGAAGUGUUCUUUCCACCAGACAUCCCUCCAAUUCCUUGGUUACAUUAUCAGGGGGGAGUGGGGUGUGAUGUCACGGAUCCUUCUGACCCACCUAACAAUUUCACUCAACCCUCUCACUCUCAUAAUGAGUCCAGAGGGAAACAGCAGCACUCCUAUCAACUCAUCUCUACAGAGCGACUCUCAGUCUGCUAUCAAAGAUGGACAUUUGUCUCCAGAGAGAUUUCAACCUCCUGCUCCUCCCACAGACACCGUCCUAACCACCCCUAGAAGCAAAGCAAAAAAAUGCAAAAGUUUAGUAGCAUUUGAUGGGAAAUUUCUGAUAUUUAUACCACCUAAAGGAUGGAAUGUUUUUAGAUACAGAUAUUCAUCACCUUACAGAUCCUUUAUGAUGACACACUCGCCCUUUCAUAUACACCACCAUCCAAAAAAAAACAAAAAAAACACCACAUGCCUAAAGCCCUUUAGAACAUUACCAAACGACACCCCUUCUCUGGGAGAGUUGGCCGUCGUGCUUACUUGAUGACCGCAACGAAACAUUUGUGUGUAGCAUUGUUGCAUGUUCUGUCCUUUUUUUGUUUGUAUACCUGGUAAUGAUAAUCCUGUUCAGUUGCAGUAAUGUUAGAAUGUGAAAGUUGUGUGUCUUAGUUACUGUUAUGGUCUUUGUUACUAUCUUUUUUUACCUGUUUCAGAUAACAAUAAUAAUAAGUUAUUAUUAAUGUUCAUUAUUAUUAUUAUCGUGUAUAAUAUUAUCAAGAGUCUUGCA
Messenger RNA from Xyrauchen texanus (razorback sucker), 1493 nucleotides. RefSeq lists its product as uncharacterized. The transcript is spliced from 3 exons. The record is from RefSeq and is a predicted model, not a curated record. NCBI's taxonomy places the organism in Eukaryota, Metazoa, Chordata, Actinopteri, Cypriniformes, Catostomidae. The coding region runs from base 585 to 1250 and encodes 221 amino acids.